CAGGUGGGAGGGUCGGGAGCCUCCUCCCAUUGCUCCAAUUGCAGAAAAGGAGGGGGGUUCCCAUGGCAGGGCAAGGCCACCUAUAGCUCAGUCCUCCAACAGACAGGAUCUCAGAUUCCAGCAGCAGCCUUGAGCACUGGACCAGAAACCCCAGGAGCAGUAGAUUGACAGCUGGUUGACAGACAGCAAGUGCAGAAGCUCCGUGGGGUACAAGAGAGCACAGCCAUGUCUGAGCACGGGUUUUCUAAGGAGCAGAUUGCUGAGCUCCAUGCAGCCUUUGAUAGUGUCGACAAGGACAAGGAUGGCAAAAUCACCGUCCAGGAACUGCGUGAAGCCUUGAAGCACCUGGGCAAGAACCCCUCAGAAAAAGAGCUGAAGGACAUGAUUUCCAAGGUGGAUUCGGACGGUGAUGGGGCCAUGAACUUUGAAGAGUUCGUGGGAGCCCUGGCGAAGUUUAAGCACCGGGGCACCGAGCAAGAGCUGCGGGCAGUGUUCAGCGUCUUUGACCAGAAUGGGGACGGUUACAUCACUUUGGACGAGCUGAAGCAGGCCAUGACCCAGCUGGGAGAGAGGGUUUCGCAGGAGGAGCUGGAUGGCAUGCUCCGUGAGGCGGACGUGAACCAGGACGGGAAGGUGAACUAUGAGGAGUUUGUGCACGUCCUCCAGGAGAAGUGAGACUGCCAGGGUGCAAGCUCCGCCCCGCCUCUC
Messenger RNA from Acomys russatus (golden spiny mouse), 708 nucleotides. Its product is annotated as calmodulin-4-like. The coding region runs from base 226 to 675 and encodes 149 amino acids. Lineage: Eukaryota; Metazoa; Chordata; Mammalia; Rodentia; Muridae. The transcript has a single exon. Gene Ontology annotation, molecular function: calcium ion binding; enzyme regulator activity. The record is from RefSeq and is a predicted model, not a curated record.